CACAGUUUAUGGGGAAAUUACUUGUGGAAUUCUGCUAGAUGUUUAUGCCAAUACUUUUACGAAAAUCCAUCCGCCAUUCAAGGUAAAACAGUGAUUGAAUUAGGAGCUGCAGGAGGUCUUCCAAGUUUAGCUUGUGGCAAACUCGGAGCCAAGAAGGUUAUUAUUACCGAUAUUGAUGAUGGAGAUUUAAUUCCAAAUCUCAAGAGGAAUGUUGCAUUGAAUUUUGAUGAAGAUAACACUGUGAUGGAAGUGAGAGGACAUGCUUGGGGUGAAAAAUUAGAACAAACAUUCGGAAAAGGAGAGGAGAAGGAAACUUUUGAUAUCAUUCUGUUGAGUGACUUGUUGUUCAAUCAUUUUUGUCAUUCUCAAUUGUUGGACAGUUGUGAAUAUUUGUCACAUCCUAAUACUUUAAUUUAUGUCGGAUAUUCACAUCACCGACCUUGGUUGAUUAAGGAAGAUAUGAAUUUAUUUAAAUUGGCCACAGAGAGAGGAUUCAAAGUGGAAUAUGGAUUCCAGAGGAAGUAUCCACCAAUGUUUGAAAAUGAUCCAGGUGAUUAUGAAGAAAGAUCUACUGUUCAUGUUCAAAUUAUGAGACCACCAUCACACAAUUAG
Molecule: messenger RNA, 612 nt
Organism: Naegleria gruberi
Lineage: Eukaryota; Heterolobosea; Eutetramitea; Acrasida; Naegleriidae
Exons: 2
Biological process (GO): peptidyl-lysine dimethylation
Molecular function (GO): protein-lysine N-methyltransferase activity
Source: RefSeq, a predicted model, not a curated record